AUGAUCUCCUCAAAACCAUUCUUUCUGUCAUUAUUCUUUUUGCUUUUAACUUUGUUUUCUUCAACUUCUUUAGCUUUAGAUUGUUCUAAACAUGAUAUUUUAAAAAAUUAUAGAAUUUCAAAUACUAAAGAUGUAAGUCCAAUUUUCGAAUCAAUAGAAAAAGAUACACCACCUUCCAAAACAAAACAGCAGUGGUGGAUAAAUGUCUGCAAUAACAAAGAUAGUGAUCAUAAAAAUUUACCAGACAAAUGUUCUUCAGAUACAAUGCUAUGUGGGGUUGAGUAUGUUACCAUAGAUGAUCAAACCCUAUUAAUCGAAUUAAUAGACUUUGGCAUGAAAACUGAAACUAGUGUUUCUGUUUCUGAAAGUAAUGAGUUAACAAUUGAAAACAAGGGUUAUAAAUGGGGGAGCCAAGUUCUAAACUCAAAUAUCGUAUUUCAAUGUGAUACUUCUAAAGAAAAUGACGAAGUACAGGAAUUUGCAUGGGGUAGCGAUGAUUAUUUAGAGUUCACCGUUAAAGGUCCAAGUGGAUGUUUGCUUAAAAAAAAUGAUGGUGACAAUGACAGUGACGGUGGCAAUGGCAAUGACGGUGGCAAUGACAAUGACGACGAUAACGAUAACAACACCGUUAAAAAAUCUAAUGGUCAUUCAUGGUUUUUUUGGAUAAUAAUGUACGCAUUUUUAUUCACUCUCAUUUAUUUAUGCGCCACUUCGUAUGUCGCCACUAGAGGCGGUUCCUUAGCAGAUUUUCGUGAAGAAUUUGUAGAACGAGGAACUACUUUAAUCAAACUGUUUCCCCAAUUUUGUAAGGAGUUGAUAUACAGAGUAUUACACGGGUCGAACAACUCUAAUUCUCAUAGAGGUGGGUACAGUGCAGUGUAA
Molecule: messenger RNA, 882 nt
Organism: Saccharomycodes ludwigii
Lineage: Eukaryota; Fungi; Ascomycota; Saccharomycetes; Saccharomycodales; Saccharomycodaceae
Gene: ATG27
Product: Atg27p
Exons: 1
Coding region: 1-882 (293 amino acids)
Source: RefSeq, a predicted model, not a curated record